Cryptomeria japonica (Japanese cedar) is the source of this 1826-nucleotide messenger RNA. Its product is annotated as alpha-galactosidase 3. Gene Ontology annotation, biological process: carbohydrate metabolic process. NCBI's taxonomy places the organism in Eukaryota, Viridiplantae, Streptophyta, Pinopsida, Cupressales, Cupressaceae. The record is from RefSeq and is a predicted model, not a curated record. The transcript is spliced from 18 exons. The coding region runs from base 305 to 1744 and encodes 479 amino acids. Gene Ontology annotation, molecular function: hydrolase activity, hydrolyzing O-glycosyl compounds.
GGCACGUCAGAGUUUUUUUUUCAAUUUCUCAAAUAUUUCAUUUAAAGUAAUGCCAAUAAUCCGGGUUACCUACCUGAUAUUCUAGUCUACUCUUCCAGCAAAGACCAAGAUAACCGAUUAAAAAAACACACAACAACCUGGAACCAUUAUCUGGACCACCUGCUCACUAAGAUGUAGCAAAUUUGGAUUUCACUCAACGAAUUAACUUCGCCUAGAAUUCUUCCCCUGCUCAUCCAAGCUGAACAGAACUGAACUUCAAGCAUUAAGCCAAGUUUGGAACCUUAACAUCGAUCGAUCUUGUCAAAUGGCAGCGUUUUUGGGUGUAUUAUUAAUUUUAAGCCUCUCCCUGACAGUUUCAGGGCGUCAAAUUCAAGGGACGAAACGCUGGAAUGAAUUGUAUCAUAAUUCCAUGUAUGGAAAACUUCAACUUGAGAAUGGACUUGCCCGCACUCCACAAAUGGGGUGGAACAGUUGGAAUUUCUUUGCCUGUGCUAUAAAUGAAACCGUCAUUCGGGAAACAGCUGAUGCACUUGUCUCUACCGGCUUGGCUGAUCUUGGCUAUGUAUAUGUUAAUAUUGAUGAUUGUUGGUCAUCAAUAAUACGCAAUUCAAAGGGUGACUUGGAGCCAGACAAAACGACAUUUCCUUCAGGGAUCAAAGCACUAUCUGACUAUGUCCAUGCAAAAGGCCUAAAACUUGGUAUCUAUUCUGAUGCAGGGAUAUUUACCUGUCAAGUUCGACCAGGCUCAAUUGGCCAUGAGAAUCGAGAUGCAGAGUUGUUUGCAUCUUGGGGCAUUGACUAUUUGAAAUACGAUAAUUGUUACAAUCUUGGCAUCAAACCAGAAGAUCGAUACCCACCUAUGAGGGAGGCACUAAAUGCAACUGGACGUACAAUUUUCUACUCACUUUGUGAAUGGGGUGUGGAUGAUCCAGCUUUGUGGGCAAACAAUGUUGGGAAUAGUUGGCGCACAACUGAUGACAUCAGUGAUUCGUGGAGAAGUAUGACCACAAUUGCAGAUUUGAAUGAUAAAUGGGCAGCAUAUGCUGGCCCUGGUGGAUGGAAUGAUCCUGACAUGUUGGAGGUUGGGAAUGGUGGCAUGACAUAUAAAGAAUAUCGCGCACAUUUUAGUAUUUGGGCUUUAAUGAAGGCACCACUCUUGGUUGGAUGUGACGUAAGAAAUAUGACCAAAGAAACAUUUGAAAUCAUAAGCAAUGAAGAAGUGAUUGCAAUUAAUCAAGAUACCCUUGGCAUACAAGGAAGAAAAGUUUUCAUAGAUGGUAAAGAUGGAUGUAGACAGGUAUGGGCUGGCCCACUGUCUGAAGAACGUUUAGUGGUAGCAUUUUGGAACAGGUGCACAGAACCUACCACUAUUGAAGUCACAUGGGAUGCUAUUGGUCUUGAAGCAAAUGUGGCUGUUACUGUUAGGGAUUUGUGGAAGCAUGAAACUUCAUCCAAAAACAUGGUUGGGAGUAUGGAGGUCACCGUUGACACUCAUGCUUGUGAGAUGUAUUUGUUCACUCCAGAAGGAACAAGUAGCAUGAGUGUGGGGCUGUGUGAUUUAGGAUCUGGUAGUGCAGUUGGAGACAAGGGAAAGGUUGCGUAUGAAAAUAUUGAAAACAUACCUCCUCUAUUGAAGACAUACAUCAAGAGUUCUGCAAAGCCAAAGAGAAAACAUGGAUAUGAGGUGCCUUCAGAGCCGAGCAGUGUGGCGAAGAUCAAUUCUGAUGAUCCAUCAGUAGCUUAGGAUGUUAUAGAUAGUUUUGGGAUGCUUACAUGUCUAUUUGGCAUGUAUAUUUUUUAUAUGGACAUACAUUCACGUAUAUAGA